AUGAAAUCUACCUUAGUUCUCGCCUCGUUGGCGUCCUCUGCCUUCAGUUCAUCCCUCGUCGGUCUUGGUCAAAGAAGCAUAAAUGCAACCAGCACAACCGCCGUUAGUACUGUCGACUUGGAAACAGGCGCUAGGUGUGCAUGCAACAAUCUUGCUGUAUCAUACUCAAACUUGAUGAUUUACCCUGGGUCGGCCAACUACACCUCCCAGGUCACGAACUACUGGGACAUUCGAGCAGACCUUGACCCGGCAUGCAUCUUUCUUCCUACUUCAGCUGAGCAGGUGGCCGAUGCUAUCGGUCUUUUUGCCACAUGCGGUGCUCAAUUUGCGGUUCGUGGCGGAGGACAUAUGAAUUAUCCCGGAUCGAACAACAUUGACGGCGGUGUGCUUUUGGCCUUCGACAACAUGAAAGAAUAUCAAGUGAACAACGAUACUAUCGAUGUCGCCCCAGGGAUGACGUGGUAUGAUGUAUAUUCUGCGCUUGACCCAUACGGUCGCGCUGCCAUCGGCGGACGCCUCAAGACUAUCGGCGUGCCUGGUUUGACCCUAAUUGGUGGUGUAUCCUACUUUAUCAACAAGUACGGAUUUGCCAUGGACAAUGUGGUCAACUACGACAUCGUCCUGGGAAAUGGCACGCAGGUUGCCGCCAAUGCUACUUCGCAUCCCGAUCUGUUUUGGGCUUUGAAAGGAGGCGCGAACAACUUUGGCGUUGUCACCAAGUUCACCCUCAAGACGUACUCUAUGCCUCAUAUCAGCACAACAAUCCAAGAAUUCAACGAAACGGCAGUCCACGAUUUUAUCAAGGCAUCAUGCGACUGGGUUGUUGCCGAUAGUGACACUUCGAUUGCCGCUGGAUCUGUUCUAACCAUCACCUACAACGCCACAACUGGAAGCGUCUCACCCUUACUUUUGGGAGUCCAAGAGGGUAUCAGCAACCCUCCUUCGAAAUUUACUAACUUCACUGCUAUCCCCGGUGUGUAUAAAGUCAGCAACGUUACGACCUCGAAGCACGUAACCUUUGGCCAUCACUCAAUGUAUCCCGACUCUGACGUCUUAUACUCAAUGUAUCAGACGUGGAAGGCAGCAGUGAACCAAAUUGCCGAUGUCCAAGGUCUCUACCCUACUUUCGUUAUCAACAUUUCUCCUGCAAGUGCUGUCAAAGUAGGAAACACCAACGGAAUCGGUAAUGUCUGGGGACUAGCAGAAGAGCCUACGAUCUGUGAUACAGGAUGGGACAACGCUGAAGAUGAUCUUCGCGUCGAGGCGUGGGUUCGUCAGCUGGUGGAGCAUCUACAUGGUAUCAACAAGUGCAGUGGACUUGCCAGAGACUUCAUUUACAUGGGUGAUGGAGGUGAUUGGCAGGAUCCUUUUGCUGGAUUCCCUGGCGAGAAUGUACAGCGGAUGAGAGAGAUCCGUGAGCGCUAUGAUCCUCUGGGUACUUUUACGAGGUUGAACUGGGGUGGGUUCAAGCUUGGUAACUGAAGGAUAAGAUUGUGGGGAAGGACGAGCUUAUUGUAAAGAUGGGAUGGCAGUGACGCUCUCUUUGUUGGCUGUUGUUACUAGUUUAGAUCGUACAGGCCAGUGUUGGAUAGGAGGAUGUUUUGAGCUAG
This is a messenger RNA of Aspergillus neoniger CBS 115656, 1610 nucleotides long. Its product is annotated as FAD-binding oxidoreductase. Gene Ontology annotation, molecular function: FAD binding. Bases 1 to 1482 code for a protein of 493 amino acids. The record is from RefSeq and is a predicted model, not a curated record. Lineage: Eukaryota; Fungi; Ascomycota; Eurotiomycetes; Eurotiales; Aspergillaceae. The transcript has 4 exons.